ACCUGACGGGAACCGUUUACAUGGGUGCAUAAUUUACAGUCGGAACAUUUAGACAGUUACACAAGACACCUUGGAUGAGAUUUACCAUUAUCCAGAUGACCUCAUGAAAAGGAGCUCGUUAUCUAUUUAAUCAGCUUGACACCACUGAGGUGCUGAGAUGGCAAACGCAGGCGGGGUGGACCUGAGCAGGAAGUUUGUGUCCGAGUCUGAGCUUGAUGAGAAGCGGAAAAAACGUCAAGAGGAGUGGGAUAAAGUUCGGAAGCCAGAGGACCCCGAGGAGGCCCCCGAGGAAGAGUAUGACUCUCGAUCAUUGUUUGAAAGACUUCAGGAGCAGAAGGACAAGAAGCAAGAGGAGUAUGAGGAGCAGUUCAAAUUCAAGAACAUGGUAAAAGGCCUGGAUGAAGACGAGUCACACUUCCUGGAUGAGGUGUCAAGGCAGCAGUCGCUGGUGGAGAAACAGAGGAGAGAUGAGGAACGACAAGAGCUGCAGGAGUACAGGAGCGCCAUAAAGAAGCUGGCGUCCUCCAGCAGCGAGAGCCAAAGCCGCAAGGAGCCGGAGAAGAAGGCGGGUUCCAAACCUCCGGAGCAUCGCAGUCACCUGUCCCAGGCACACCUUCUGGCAGGGGCCGUCAAGAGGCGCAGUUCGUCCCAGUCGUCGUCAGAAGGAACCAAGAAGCCAAAGGGGGAGGAGUCAGCGGUGGGCAACGGCAGCCAGACAGAGCAGGCGGCUGGAGGAGGAGGAAGUGGAACGGCUAAGCGCGGUGCGGGGGCGGGGGCCUUGGGGUCCCUUCGAGCAGCAGCACCAGGGGCCGGCGCGGCGGUGACCCAGCCCGGGGUCCUGCACCUGCCCUCGGCGGCGGUGUGCGUGGGCAUCCUGCCGGGCCUGGGCGCCUACUCGGGCAGCAGCGAUUCCGAGUCGAGCACCGACAGCGAAGGUAGCGUGGACGGAAUGACCUUUCCGAUAAAGCGGCACAGGCUCUUCAGAUAGACACGCCACACAGUCAGUUGCUCACAGGCAAUCAGCUAACCAAUAAGUCAGUAAAGUCAACCAAUCAAUAAAUCAAUCAAAGCACCUCUAAGUUACCACACACAUCAGCUGAUACCAGUGGGCUGAUGCUCCUCUUUCAUUAACCAAUAAGCUGUGUAGUUCUAAAUGUAAAUCUCAGAAGCAACAGUUUCCACAUUUUAGUUGUGAGAGUGUGUAUGUUCAGUUUUCAGUUUCACAGUUACGCAUGUGUGUGUUCUUGCACGAAUAACCUCACUGUAUUCCUCAUUCCCUGAUUGCCUUAUGAUAAUAAUUAUUAAAAGCCCUCAGUGGGGACGAUAAUUCUGUGACUGUCGGCGGUUGUUGCUGUGGUGUUUUGCAUCUCAAAAACGUGACCCCCCCCCCCCCCCCCCAUCCUCCCA
Sardina pilchardus (European sardine) is the source of this 1407-nucleotide messenger RNA. RefSeq names its product proteasome activator subunit 3 interacting protein 1 (gene psme3ip1). The coding region runs from base 158 to 988 and encodes 276 amino acids. The transcript has 8 exons. NCBI's taxonomy places the organism in Eukaryota, Metazoa, Chordata, Actinopteri, Clupeiformes, Clupeidae. Gene Ontology annotation, cellular component: nucleus. The record is from RefSeq and is a predicted model, not a curated record.